AUGGCCCGACAAUGGAUUCUGACAGCUCAAGAUGGGUUCAAAACUUCGCUACAAUAUCAGGAAAACAUCAGUGUGCCUUCACCCAACGAAUUAGGCCCUCGCGAUGUUCUAGUACGAAUCUAUGCAGCUAGUCUGAAUUAUCGCGAAUUAGAGAUUGCCAGACCGUCUCUCAUCGGGAACAUCGCACUCCCGAUAAUUCCAGGAUGUGAUGGCGCUGGUAUAGUUGAGGCUGUGGGAUCCGAUGUCCAAGACUUCCGACCAGGCGAUAAAGUCGUCACUCACGUUUCACCAAAACAUGUAGAGGCUCAUGGCGACGAUGCCCCGGUUGGUCUUUCUGGUGCUCUCGAUUCCCUCGGACUAGGAACGAACGGCACAUUGAGAUCCCUAGGUGUAUUCAGCGAAUAUGGACUCGUGCAUGGUCCGAAAUCUCUGUCUUUGGAACAGACUAGCACUUUAACCUGUACCUGGCUCACAGCUUGGAACGCCCUGUUCGGACUAGAGAGUAAAAAGCCUGGACCUGGAUCAUUUGUUCUUAUACAGGGAACAGGAGGAGUCAGUAUCGCUGCACUUCAAAUCGCUGUUGCAGUUGGCGCGACGGUUGUUGCUACUUCGUCGACUGCAGAGAAACAAGCACGUCUCAAGGAACUAGGCGCGACUCAUGUGCUAGAUUAUCGCACCAGUCCCAAGUGGGGCGAAGAGGCUCGAAAACUCACACCGGGAGACAGAGGGUUCGAUAUUAUUCUUGAUGUUGCUGGUAACGAGUCUUUGCCUCAUUCACUGGCUGUUGUGCGUGUUGAGGGUGUUAUUGUCGUUAUCGGACAUGUUGGAGCUGAAGUUGAGGUUGUCCCUCUUUUUUCUGUUUUGCUGCACACGUGUAUUGUCCGUGGUAUACUUGGUGGUACCCGUACUCAAUUUAGGGAGAUGAUUCGCUUUAUUGAUGAGAGGAAGAUUGUGCCUGUGAUUGAUGAUGUGGUGUUUGAGUUGUCGGAGGCUAAGGAGGCUUACGCUUUUCUUGAAGAGAAGAAGCAUUUUAGCAAGAUUGUUAUUCGGAUUGAUCAUUCUGCAGCUAGUGCUUAG
This is a messenger RNA of Penicillium angulare, 1077 nucleotides long. Its product is annotated as zinc-dependent alcohol dehydrogenase family protein. Lineage: Eukaryota; Fungi; Ascomycota; Eurotiomycetes; Eurotiales; Aspergillaceae. Gene Ontology annotation, molecular function: oxidoreductase activity. The coding region runs from base 1 to 1077 and encodes 358 amino acids. The record is from RefSeq and is a predicted model, not a curated record. The transcript has 2 exons.